AUGGCCCUCACAUUUUCCUUCGAGUCUCCUCUAAAUUAUGUCAUCCUCGCCCACAGUAGCCAGGGCGACCCCAGCCCGCACUAUGCAGUUUGCUCCACCAGCUUGUUCACCAAGCGGACUACGACGUUCUCGGCGAUCUCCCCUCCGUCUGUUAUCGCAAAGAUCGAAUGGAACUCGUUCUCUCCGGACGAAAUCACCAUGGACGGCCGGACGCGUCUUUUGGACGAGGUAAUAGAGAAGGGCGGAGCGUUUGGGAGAACGAUACGCAAAUUCACACUUCCGGACGGCGCGAAAUAUAAGUGGAAGAGUUGCUCCAGCCAGAGUCUCGUUCUCCUGGAUACAUACGGCACGACCAUCGCCCGCUCUCACCGUACAAAGUGUGGAUCCUUUUGGGGCGUGAAGCGAGAUAUGACGCUCGUGAUUGAGAGUCCCGGAUUGGCGUUCGUCGACCUCAUAGUGCUCUCAUUCAUUGUCGCGGAGCACACACACCGACAGCGUCAGGAGGCAGCCCGACGGCGUCGCAGGCGAGGCCAAGGCAGCAUUGUAAUGGCAAACACCGCGGCCGCGAGCUUUUAG
Molecule: messenger RNA, 576 nt
Organism: Fibroporia radiculosa
Lineage: Eukaryota; Fungi; Basidiomycota; Agaricomycetes; Polyporales; Fibroporiaceae
Exons: 3
Coding region: 1-576 (191 amino acids)
Source: RefSeq, a predicted model, not a curated record